AAAUAAACGGAUUAUGAUACAAAUGCAGUUGGUGACAAACAAUUCAUGGCAAAGCAUUUCCACCGGCUGCCAUCCUAAGUUUAUAUCUUGUUUAAAAAACUUGUUUUAAACUUUUUAAAUUAAAAAUAAAUAUUAUAAAUUUUAUUUUAAAUAACUUAUAAUAAUUAUUGUAUAUUAUAGCUAAAAAAAUACUAUCGAAUCAAGUUGAUGAUUUUUUUUCAACGCACUACAGUAAGACAAUAAUUUCAGCUGAUUAAUAUUGAUUGAAGGCGAAACAAAAAUAAAGAGGAAUAAAGCUCAAUAGGAAAUUAAACAAAUAUCAAAAAGAAACAUUGAAUUUUGAUAACAAAAAAAAAAAAAAAAUCCAUCGAAGAUACAAAGAAAAUUUAUUAAAAAAGCGCAAGCGCGAUCGAUUUUUAACUUGUGAUAUAUAUUCCUGUAACUCGUGCGUCAUAGACGAGCACUUGUAUCAAGACAACCAGUUGAUCACCAUAUUUAUAAUGGUUGGUAUAUUUUGCCCACAGUAUUUGACAAUAGUUGCCUUAAUUGGUCUUGUCUCAUCAUUUACAAUUCAAACAAAACAAAAUGAAGAUGUUCCUGUUGUAGUUGAGGAACUGUUAAAUCUUUUGACUGUCAAUUCUCCUGCUUCCAUUGAAAAAGUUGAAGUACAACGUCCAGGCUAUCCAACAGAAAAUUUCGACUGGCAAGGUCCGGGAAAUGUAGGUCAAAUAGUUGGUGUAUCAGUUGAUUCUGAAGGAAGACCAGUAAUAUUUCAUCGUGGUGAUCGAACAUGGAAUUACAAUACUUAUGAUGAUAAUUUGGAAUAUGAAGAAGCAUUUGAAGGACCAAUUCAAGAUGCAACAAUACUAGUAUUAAAUUCAAUAACAGGUGUUGUUGUAAAUGCUUGGGGAGAACAAAUAUUUUAUCUUCCACAUGGUCUUCAUAUUGAUCCAUUUGGAUAUGUUUGGUUAACAGACGUUGCACUUCAUCAAGUUUUCAAGUUUAAACCAGGUUCAAGAAGACCAGAUUUAAUUCUAGGUGAAAGAUUUACUCGUGGAAGUGAUGAUCAACAUUUUUGUCAACCAACUGCUGUUGCUGUAGCUAAAAGUGGAGAAAUUGUUGUUGCAGAUGGUUAUUGUAACAAUAGAAUUAUGGUUUUUGAUGAAUCAGGAAAUUUAAUCAACAAAAUUCCACAACAAAAUGAAUUUGUGACAUUACGAGUACCACAUGGUCUUGCAAUUCUUGAUCAAGGAGAUGUUUGUGUCGCUGAUCGUGAGAACAUGCGUAUAAUUUGCCUCAACGUUGGCCUCCGUUCAAACAACGACAUCAACAACAACAAUAAUAAUAAUAAUAUUAAUGAAAGACGAAGACCACCACUAACGUUACAUCAACCUGAUCUUGGCAGAGUAUUUGCUGUUGCUGCUCAUGGUAACAUUCUCUAUGCAGUCAAUGGUCCAACAUCACCAAUGAUACCAAUACGGGGAUUUAUUAUGGAUCCAAAAUUCGAAGAUAUUUUUGGAAGUUGGUCACCAUCAACAGGAAAUUUUGAACAACCUCAUGCAAUGGCAAUAUCUCCAAAUGGAUCGGAACUUUAUGUUACUGAAAUUGGACCGAAUAAAAUAUGGAAGUUUGAUCUUGUUCGUGGAAAUCGACAAGAUGAUAUAUGGAAUAAUUUGGAGUAAAGAAUAAAAAAUAUAACAAAAAAGAAAUGACUUCGAAUCGACAAUUGAGCUGGUUAUAAAAAUAAUUUUUAAAUGACAUUUCUUGACUUGAAACAAUAGUGCUAAUAAUUUUGGAUAAUUAAAUAUAUUUAUCUUGUUAUAAAAAAAUUUAAAAAAUUAUCUAUUUCAUACUGAGAUAAUUCUCUAUCAUUUUAUGUUAUUUAAAAAAAAAUUUUACUGAGUUAUUCAUAUUUAUCAUUUGAUGAAGAAGAUGUGAAAAAUAUAUCAGAUGAAAAAUAAAUAUAUCAAAUUUUUUUUUCGUGGUUUAUCUUGAAUCGAUUAUUUACCAUACUAAUUAUUAUUUUCAUUAAUUAUCGUUAAACUUGUUUCAUCUUAAAUGUAAUUAUUAUUUAGAUUGUAUGAUGAAUAAAUUGAACAUUUAGUAAAUAUGACAUAAAAGGUAUAAAAUUUGUGCAAAAUUAUAAAAAGAAAAAUUUCAAUUUUACACGACUCAAUAUUGUCAUGUAAUUUUGAAAAAAAAAUUGGUUGAAAAAAUAUUACAAUAGAGAUAUGUAAUUGUCAAUUUGUUUGACAAUCUUUUUUUUCAGAUUUUUUUUAUGUUUACACAUAAACAGUAUGUCAGCAUGUCAACAACGCAAUAUUUAUGAAAACUGAAAAGAACAAAGGAAACAUGAUGCUGAAUAAUAAUAAUGAUAAAUAAAUUUAAGACAAAAAGAAAAUUAUGAUGAAAAAAUAUAAAGAAAAAAGAUUGCAUGUAUGUAAAAUAUUAUGUAAAUUACAAGCUGUAUGUGUUGUGUAGGUAAAAAUACAUACAGCCAUGGCUUACGUUACGGUAACGCCAUAAAUGUGACCACGAUUCAGGAGACUAAUGAAGAUGUGCUGGUGCGUGCUGGACCAGUCAAACCUGGUCAGAUUCCCCUCUUCAUUUAUUUUUUUUUUCUUUACUAUCAUCCAACAUUCUCUCUUACCAUAAAAUUUUUAUUUUUUUUCUUUCGUCUACCUUAAUCUCUACACUCAGCAUCUUCGAAAAUAUACCAUCAUAUCCAAAGGUUUGUCACUGAUUACCCGCAUCUCUGUCUCGCUCCAAACAACAUUUAACAGGUUAUAAAUAUAUGCAGGUAUAUAAGGGCUUUUUCAUGAGUUAAAUUACUGAACUAUUUUUUUAUUUAAAAUCAAUUGAAAUAAACUUAAAAAUAUGAAAUUCCAAUUGGCUUAAUUCGGGAGUAAUACGUAUAGCAAUUUGGAGAAAUAUUUUCACAUGAAUGAAAUAUUGAAAGUUAUUUUUUAAAAAGGAUACCAAUUAGAAUUAAUUUGAGUACGGUAAUCGACCAAAAAAUCAAAAAAACAUUUUUUGAACAAGUUUUUCUUGGUUUUUAUAAUAUUUCUAAAAUAAUAAAAUUAAUAACUAUUCAUGAAUAUUUAGUGAGAGAAAAUUGGAGUAAUUAUUUUCAUCACGGUAUAUUUUAUAUGAAUGAGUUUAAAUUUAAAGAAAAAAAAAAGAAAUCAGCAAAGAAUAGGUGACCAUAAUAAUAUAUCCGGUUACUGCCUCUAUUCAAACUAAAAAAAUAACAUAUAUCAAUCGAAUAUAUGAAGAUUGUUUGUACAGAUUUCAUGUUAAAAAAAAACCUAGAAACUGAAAUGGCAUUCUAUAAAUAAUUCUCAAUAUGUAUAUAUAUAUUGAAUGCCUGGAUACAAAAAAAAAAA
Messenger RNA from Aphidius gifuensis, 3386 nucleotides. RefSeq names its product peptidyl-alpha-hydroxyglycine alpha-amidating lyase 2-like. The transcript has 8 exons. Gene Ontology annotation, cellular component: extracellular region; membrane. Gene Ontology annotation, molecular function: protein binding; catalytic activity. Gene Ontology annotation, biological process: peptide metabolic process. The coding region runs from base 501 to 1682 and encodes 393 amino acids. The record is from RefSeq and is a predicted model, not a curated record. NCBI's taxonomy places the organism in Eukaryota, Metazoa, Arthropoda, Insecta, Hymenoptera, Braconidae.